Molecule: messenger RNA, 1186 nt
Organism: Nymphaea colorata (pocket water lily)
Lineage: Eukaryota; Viridiplantae; Streptophyta; Magnoliopsida; Nymphaeales; Nymphaeaceae
Product: CRIB domain-containing protein RIC7-like
Exons: 5
Coding region: 189-1016 (275 amino acids)
Source: RefSeq, a predicted model, not a curated record
UGAUUCUCCAUUACGCUCCGUCACCAACGGACCCUCUUCUCCAUCAUCUCCGGAUUUAAUCCACCAAUGUUCUCUCUCACUCUCUCUCUCUCUCCGAUCUCCUUCUGUCCCUUACCUUGAAGUCUCCACAGAGAGAGAGAGAGAGAGGGAGAGUUCUUUCUCGUCAUCUGAUCGCCGGAGAUGACACCAUGUCCGUCGAGUCGAAGAUACCGAAUUCUGUCGCACUGCGUCAUCUAGAUGCGACGCCGGCGGCUGUGACCGACUCUGCUGCCUCCCAACAAGAGCUACAGUUGGGUGGGCAGCCGGUAUCCAAGGAGAAGGCCCUUCGACUGGUUGGGCCCUUUGCUACAGAUAAGAUGGGAACCAAAAUGAAGGGCCUAUUGAAAGGCCUCAGAUACAUUUCCCAAAUCUUCGAACCAAACUGCAAGGAACAUGAAAUGGAAAUUGGGUACCCAACUGAUGUUAAGCAUGUGGCUCAUAUUGGAUGGGAUGGAGCUUCAGUGAACACUCCGAGCUGGAUGAAGAAAUUCGGGAGCGCUUCGGAUCUCCCAUCUUCUCCAUUCACUCUUCCUGGAGCAGAAAACGAAUCCACAGGCGCCGUGUCCUCUUUACAAGGAUUGCGGUGCACCACUGCUGAUGUUCAAGACAAGGCAAGCCGCGGAACCCCGGGGACUCCAAAACAGUCACGGCGCCACCAGUCAUCUGGUAACGCAGCGACGGCGGACCCUUCGAAACCCACCAGGCGACAUCUCUCAAACGGCGAGCCUUCCGAUGCACCGGCGGCCGAGCCCUCUGAAGCAACGAAGCCGUCCCGCCGCCGCCUGACUGUGGGCUCGAACGAGGCCGACUCUCCCACGCGAGACUCACCCAAGGUCCCAAAGAACCCUCGCCACAGGAGGCCCAAAGGGGACGGGUCCACGAGGUCCUCCUCCAGGGCAUCUAAGCUGAAGGCUGCAUCCUCGGCUUCGACCGAAGAUGACUCGGCUAAACCUUCCGAGGAGAACCAACUGACUUGAACUUAGAGAGAGAGAGAGAGAGAGAGAGAGAGAGAGAGAGAUUAAGCAAGGAAAGCAAACGAACAAACAAAAUAAUGUGGUUUUUUUCUUCUUCUUCUAAUUAAAUUCUUGCUUUGUAAAUUCGGUGUAACUUACCAAUCAUUCUUUCAUUUUUUUCUUUAUUGUUAUCA